AUGGCCGCAGAUCAUUCUGAGUGUGGUCCAGACUCCUGUGGUCCCCUUGCUGAAUGUACCAGUACCCCUGUGGGAGGCUGUGUUUGUGUCUCUGGGUAUGAAAUCCCCCCUGAGCACAUUCCUGUUAAUGGUUCCUAUGGCUGUGUUGACAUCGAUGAGUGUGUGAGAACUGCUGAUAUCUGCGGUCCGGAUACCAUAUGCACCAACGUCAAUGGAACGUACAACUGUACCUGUCUGCCAGGAUUCAACAACACUAAUCCAGCAGAGAAACUAGGAACGACUCCCUCCUGUGAAGACAUUGACGAGUGUCUCGAAUACCCCUGCGAUAUUGACGAGUGUUUCAAUUCCACCGUCUGCGGCCCUCGUACCAACUGCACCAAUGUUCCUGGAAAACAUAUCUGCCAGUGUGAGCCGGGAUACAUAGCCACCGACCCGUCCAUGGCCCCUGAUGAGGACAACACCUGUGAAGAUGCUGAUGAGUGUGUGGAAGACGUCACCAUCUGCGGUCCUGAGGCCGUCUGUAACAACACAAUCGGGGCCCAUUUCUGCACCUGUAACCACGGUUACCGCGUCGACCUCUCAGAUAUGAUCGCCAGCUCUGAAAAUCCAUGCAAUGACAUCGAUGAAUGCAGUGAGACGGUGGAUCUUUGUGGAACUAAAACCGUGUGUACCAACGCACCAGGGACCUUCGACUGCUCCUGUCCUGAUGGCUAUUACCCCUCAACGGGGGUCAUUUGGGAACCUGUUGUCACGUUCUGCCAAAGUCUUCAGGACAUUCUUGAUGCGAUUGAACCUCCAGAGGGACAAACAAAGGAAAGAGCUUUUCUUGGAAAUAUCGCCCAACAGCUGAAGAAUAAUGCAGGCGUCAUUCUGUCAGAAGCGACAGUCAAAAAUGGCUUUUCUGCAUCAAUGGAAGUGUCAGGUGCUAACUCUAAGUCGCCCAAGGCGGUGACCAGUGAUGGAGAUGCAGAUACAGGCAGUGUGAUCCUGGACAUCUCUGAGGGUCUGGUUUCUUCCCUUGUAGAACCCAGCCAGAACGGAACCAACAAGACGCUCCAGACUGCAGUAGUAGAUUUGAGAAUACAGACCUUCAGUCUUGGAAGCAGUAAUGGAGAGAGUAAUGUCCUUUCGGUCAAAGGGAUCAGCAUGGAGGUCAACCUCGAGGCUCUCGCUCAGGACAACAAUGGAUCGGCAGCAGCUGCAGUCCUCACCCUCCGCGACAUGGAGAGGCUUCUCAUUCCCCGCUUCUUACAGACCAAGAACCAGACUGAGAUGAACUCUGACAUCAUCACCGCCUUCCUACCCAAAACCAAGCACUCCAACUUCUCCCAACCCGUCAACUUCACCAUCCAGCACAAGAAGUUGGAGGCUGGCCUGGUGACCUGUGUGUACUGGGCGGGCAAAGACCAGACAGUGGCGAAGGUGGAUGCCUCCGGGGGCGAGGAAGCGGAGGCCAGCCGCUGGUCGGUAAAGGGCUGUUGGGUGGCAUACUCCGAUGAGAACUACACCAUUUGCAGCUGUUCCCACCUCUCCACCUUCGCUCUCAUCCUGCAGAUCGGAGACCCUCCUCCAGAGGACCCCUUCCUGGAGUGGCUGAACAGAGUAUGUGUGACCAUCGGCCUGUUCUUCUUUGCGCUGGCCAUCGUGACCUUCCUCCUGUGCAGCUGGAACGCCAAGAUCAACAACACGGCCCGUCUGCACCUCUGCAUCAGCCUCGCCUCCUCCCACUUCCUGAUGCUCUGGAUGGACCGAUACGUUGACAAUAAGGUGGCUUGUAAAGUCAUGGCCGGCGUGCUCCACUUCCUGAUUCUGGCCAGUUUCUCCUGGAUGCUCCUGGAGGCCCUGCAGCUCUUCCUGCUGGUCCGGAGACUUUCCAAGGUCCAGGUCAUCCAGAGGGACGGGCUCCCCACACCAGUGCUGUACCUGAUUGGCUAUGGCGCACCGUUUGUGAUUCUGGGCGUGUCUGCAGCGGUGUUCUCUGAUGGAUAUGGUGCCACAGACUCACAGGCGUGCUGGCUAUCGACAGAACGCAGCUUCAACUGGGCUCUGACAGGGCCUGUGGUCGCUCUCCUUGGUAUGAAUUUGGUGCUGUUCUUUGCCACCCUGGUGUGCCUGAGGCCCACCCUGGCCAGCAUGAAGAGUGAUGUGUCGCAGUCCAAGGACACCAGGCUGAUCGUGUUCAAGAUCCUGGCCCAGUCUGUCAUCCUGGGCUGCACUUGGAUCCUGGGCCUGUACCAGGCCAACCUCUUCUUCCAGGUGCUCUUCAUCCUGCUCAACUCCCAGCAGGGCACCUUCCUCUUCAUCGUGCACUGUCUGCUCAACAAGGAGGUAAGGGGAGAGUACAUCAAAUGGCUGUCCUGCUCAUUCAGGAAAUCUGGAAAUGCUGGAACAGCGAAAGACUUUCAUUCCGGUUCAGACAACAUGGACGCCAUUGAGGAGCAAGAAAAGAAGUGAUGGUGAAAAGAGGAGAAUAAAAAAAGGAAAGCAAUGGAUGUAAAACAUUAUGCCUUAGAUUAAUGUAUUCAUAACACAUGUAAACACUAGGCAAAAACUGUUCCAUGCAUCAUGUGUAAGUCCCUUUCUCGUGUCAAGGUUUGUUUGUCAUUGUUUUGUUAUACCCACCCUUUUUGUCUGGUAAAUAAGUAAGUGAAAAAAGUGUAAAAUAUCCUUACUUUUGAGUUCGAUAUUGUCAUGUUCACAUAAUAUACUGAUUAAAUUACAACUUCAUACCAAUUCAAAGUUCACCCAUUUAGAUUUGAAGAAGAUUAUUUAAUCAAGGUAAAGUUCCCAUCUCCUUUGUCCCAAAUCGACCACAGAGCCAAGAUGCAUUGUUUAAUCCUUCAUUCUCUCACAGAAUACCCAGACAACAAAUCCCAUCCUGCUACAUGGAUUACUCCGUUGUUGUUAAUUAUCACAAACAAUGUGUCAAAACACAUGACAAGGGAUGUCCCAUCUGUACAGGGUUCCGUUCUGAAAAAACUUGCUUCAAACACUCUGCAAUGCAUUCUUUGUUCCACUUGACAUGCAGUAAACGGCCCUCUUAUUGCAUCCAUAUCGGUAAACAUCAUUCACAUAAUGAUCACUUCCUGUUAUGUGUAUCGAUCGUUCAUCUCGUUAGCAGUCGGCGCUACAAGCCAAUGUGUUCCACUGCGGGAUGUGAAUACAAGGAUGCUUUUGAACAUGUCAGUGUGCAGUUGUAUCGCAACAGUAUUGUUUUGGAUACCGGCUUCCCCUGAAAGAGUGCUAGCCUACUUUCUGUUAUCGAACAGGGAAACAACCUCAAAAGCAAAAGUUUCCAAAACAUGGAUCUAUUAAAAAAUGGACACUAGUCAUGGGUGAUUCAUGAAUAACUAGUUCUCUUUGAACAAAUCUGUUGUGCGAUCCAACCCUACGAUCCAAAUCUGCGAGGGGAUCGUACAUUUCAUUGAUUCUUUCUUGGAUUUGCACAUGCGCAAAAUGUCUAAGAUCUGCUACGUAUGAUCUGUAGUGGAUCGUUCAUUUACUUCCUAUUGAUCACUAUUGACCCUUUUUUUAUUUGAUGUUUGCGUAUUAAAGUAGAUCCUCAGACACAGGUGCAUGGUUUUUUAGUGUUCCAAACAAAAGAAGAAUUAUGGUGAUUGAUUUUGAAAAAAUUUGAAU
This is a messenger RNA of Gadus chalcogrammus (walleye pollock), 3639 nucleotides long. RefSeq names its product adhesion G protein-coupled receptor E2-like. NCBI's taxonomy places the organism in Eukaryota, Metazoa, Chordata, Actinopteri, Gadiformes, Gadidae. The transcript is spliced from 21 exons. Gene Ontology annotation, biological process: cell surface receptor signaling pathway; adenylate cyclase-activating G protein-coupled receptor signaling pathway. The record is from RefSeq and is a predicted model, not a curated record. Bases 1 to 2454 code for a protein of 817 amino acids. Gene Ontology annotation, molecular function: calcium ion binding; G protein-coupled receptor activity. Gene Ontology annotation, cellular component: membrane.